AUGGCUGGGGUGGAAAGGUCAAAACUCAAGGUUGGAAAAGCAGCAGAAACACCUAAUCCGGAAAAUGAGACGGUAAAUCCACCCACAGGUGCCAUACUUGAAAACGAGUCGAAGGGUUGUGGCGUCGUGGCAAGUAGCAGCUCUGCUCUAGCUGAUCCUCAACGCCGAGGCCCUGGUCGUCCUAAGAAAAAGUCUCAGACUCCAGGAGCGAGAUCGAAAAAACAUAUUGCGAUAGAAGAAAACAAUUUGGAUUCGGUUAAGAGAUCUCGAGUAUCAAAAGGGGAAGGAACAGAAAUUGCCAAAGCCAGUGAGAAUAUCUCCAAUAGCACUAGCGACAAUAAUACCAGUCAUAACGGCGCUUCUCUCGCCAAAGCGUUGGGGUCUCCCGCCAUUACCCCAACACCUAUCAGUGGAAACCCAGGACUGGUAUUUGAGACUCGCCUCGCCAACUCUCAAAAGGCAAAAUUCAUCUACGCUAACGAUACGCCCUCUUUAUCUCUCUUUUUCGAAAAAGUACGAGAGAAGUUUCAGUUGAAAAAAGAGCAAAAGAUUGACAGUAUCGAGGUGGAGAUCGGUACCAAAGUGUUUGUUGUUGAUUUGGAUGAAGAGAGAGAUUGGAUGUCUGUCAUUGGAGCUGCCGAGAAGACCUGCAAUACAGGAAUUGGGGUAGUAGUUGGGGUUGUAUGA
Molecule: messenger RNA, 687 nt
Organism: Morchella importuna
Lineage: Eukaryota; Fungi; Ascomycota; Pezizomycetes; Pezizales; Morchellaceae
Exons: 1
Coding region: 1-687 (228 amino acids)
Source: RefSeq, a predicted model, not a curated record